This is a messenger RNA of Polistes canadensis, 2395 nucleotides long. RefSeq names its product aryl hydrocarbon receptor nuclear translocator-like protein 1. The record is from RefSeq and is a predicted model, not a curated record. Gene Ontology annotation, molecular function: RNA polymerase II cis-regulatory region sequence-specific DNA binding; DNA-binding transcription factor activity, RNA polymerase II-specific. The transcript has 9 exons. The annotation marks the transcript as partial. Lineage: Eukaryota; Metazoa; Arthropoda; Insecta; Hymenoptera; Vespidae. Gene Ontology annotation, cellular component: aryl hydrocarbon receptor complex; nucleus; cytoplasm. Gene Ontology annotation, biological process: regulation of transcription by RNA polymerase II.
UAUCAGGGUGAUCUUUUGGGUCAAAGUUGGUUCGACAUACUUCAUCCGAAGGACGUGGCCAAAGUAAAGGAGCAAUUAUCCUCGUCAGAUUUAAGUCCACGAGAACGACUGAUUGAUGCGAAAACUAUGUUACCAGUGAAAACUGACGUUCCGCAAGGCGUGUCCCGACUUUGUCCAGGUGCUAGGAGAUCCUUCUUUUGUCGAAUGAAACGUAAAGUUGAAGGAGUUAGAUGCAACGAGUUACAAGUUAAAGAAGAAGCCGACACGACUACAGGUUGUCACAGACGAAAGAAACAACAAAAUGUCGAUUGGAAGUAUUGCGUGAUACAAUGUACUGGUUACUUGAAGUCAUGGGCACCAGCAAAAAUUGGUUUGGAAGAACAAGAAGGAGAAACCGAUGGGGAAGCUUGCAAUUUGUCGUGUUUGGUUGCAGUCGGUCGAAUUCAAAGCGUACUUCCAACACCGUCGACCUCACCAAGAAGACCACGUCUUCGAACGAUAGAAUUUAUCUCGAGACAUGCCAUGGACGGGAAAUUCUUAUUCGUGGAUCAAAGAGCCACAUUGGUACUUGGUUUUCUCCCUCAGGAACUUUUGGGUACGAGCAUGUAUGAAUAUUAUCACCACGAUGAUAUACCACACCUCGCAGAAUCACACAAAGCUGCAUUACAAUCUUCCGAGCGUGUUACAACCCAAGUCUAUAGGUUUCGAAAUAAAAGUUCGAAUUUUGUGAGGCUACAGUCUGAAUGGAAAUCCUUUAAGAAUCCAUGGACCAAAGAUAUUGAAUAUUUGAUAGCCAAGAACUCAGCCGUUUAUUGUGACAUUCGACAAGCUGGAAAUAGUACGAAUAAAUCUGAAGAUUCCAGCGUGCAAGAAAAUUAUGAAUACUUUGCUCAAAGCAAUGGCGGCUUGGAAAGACUUAUCACGAGUCAUGUAGAGGUAAGUAAAAUUGGACGACAAAUAGCGGAAAACGUAUUGGAUCUUCAAAGACGUGGUGAAGAUUCAUCCUCGGGAAGUAGUCCAUGCCCAGGUGUAGAAUCCGCAUUGUUAAAUACCGAGGGAUCAUCUUUCCGACCUAAGUCGCAGAUUACGACCACCGCUUCACCAAAAAGAAUUCACGAGGUCCCACAAGCAGGAAUAAGUGCUGAUAACAGCAGUAGCAACCCAACGUCCACGUACAACCAUGUAGCCAACAACGUUCAACUCAACAGCAUCGCGAACGACCAAGGACCGUUACCAGACGAGGAUAUGAUGGAAAUGAUCGGUGGGACUACCAUUAAUGAGUCCCCAAAUCCAGUCCCCUCCGAUGGAAAUGACGAAGCAGCUAUGGCUGUGAUCAUGAGUCUUCUGGAAGCUGAUGCUGGUUUAGGUGGACCUGUUGAUUUCACCGGAUUACCUUGGCCUCUACCAUAAUGUGAAUUACUUUAGUGAUUUUCUUAUAAAGUAACUUCUUCUUUUUUUUAUUUUAUUUUACUUUUUCUUUUUCGUUACCUCCAUUUCGUAUUAGUGAACAUAUUUGUAUAAGAGUCGUUAGUGAAAAAGUGUAUAUACUAUAUAUGACUAUUCCAUGUACCUGUAAUCGAAAUUUUGACAAAAACAUUUUUUCAACAUUCAAGUAUAUAUAUAUAGAUGAAUUCUAUGAAUCUUUCAAGUAUUUCGAUUAAAUGGUACACUUAUGUUAGUAAGAACUUUAUAAUGCUUGUUCUCUUGACGUAUAGAGUUAUACAUGGUGCUAAAGUGGUGUUUCGUGGAAUACAGAUCAGUGACAAUUGAUGUCCACGUUUUAUGAACGUUCCUUAGCAUUUAUUGUUAUGUUACAAACAAACAAACAAAACAGAAUAACACGACAGAGUAUUUUGACAUUUUAUGUGCUUAAAAUUAAAUAAUACUACAUGGAAAAAAAAGAAUGUAUCAUUCAUAAUGUUUAGAAACAGAGACUUUUAUAUGUAAGACAACAUCUUAUGUCUGUCAAAUUUAGUUUCUAUAAAAUAAUUUAUUUAACAUUAAUAUGCGAUAUUGUCAAAAAUAUCCUAUGAGGAAUAGUGUUGAUGAUGAUGAAAAAUGGAAAUCAAAUUUUUCAAUGUUUUUCAAUUUUGCUAAAAAUAAUGAUAGACGCUAUAAUUGUAAAUAAUAUAGAAAGGUCUCUAUUAUUGUAACAUGAUGCUAAGUGUACCUAAUUAAUAUUUAAGAAUUUCAGCAUCGACUUGAAGAUAUCUUUCUCAUACUAUUGUGGAAUUAAUUAUGGUGUUUAGAGUAUUGCGGAUGUCAAUAUUGUGCAAUAUAAGGAUUCCUAAUGAUGAAUUCCCUACAAAAUUAUAAUGUUAAUUUUUCAAAUAUGUGUUAUGUAAGUAUUUGUAACUGAUGUGAUUACAUGUCCGAGAAAUCAUUGAAUUUUAAA